AUGGCAGUGCCAAGCCUCGAUGACUUACUCGCCGAGCUGGACAGGCAAGAAGAACAAGAAGCAGAAAGCACAGUGCAGAAUGAGCCGACAAGGAGCAAGCCCAGCGAGUCCUGCGCGGAGGAGGCAGUGACAACAGGGUAUGUCGAAGGCGGAAGUGCGCCGAGUGCGAAGAGAAGGGGCGGGCGCUUCACGCAAAUGGUUGGCACCAGUACUUCCGAUACUAGCCAGUCCAGCAAGAUGGAAAGUGCUGCACAAAGCGGCACUGUCACCUCUGCUUCCAUUGCGCAAAGAUAUGGGAGACCGUUGAGCUGCGGUCAUGACUGCGACGCAUCAACCCAUGAUGAUGAUCGGAGUCCUCAUACAAGCUUGACGGCUACAUCUGGUCAAGCCGCGCAGGAGCCCGAGACUUUGCCACGCUUUUCUGAACUGCUUUCACAACUGGAUGUGGACGUAAUGGACACAGAUCGCCAGAAAGCACAGGCGGAAGCUGCCGCUUUUGAGGAGAGACAAAGGCAAGCCAAGCACGAGGCCGCUCAGAAAGCUGUGCAGGACGAGAUUCGUCGAGUGGAAGCUGUGCGUGAAGCGUGGGAGCGGCACCGCAUGGCAGCUGAGGAGUCUGAGGAGCGUCGGCGAAGGGCCAAUCGUCAUGCCAUUGCAUUGGAAGAAAAGACGCGGCGAAUGGUGCAGAAGCAGACCUCCAAGCGGAUGAUGCAAAAAGAGGAGGAGCAGAGGCUCUAUCGUCAAGAGAAGGAGCGAAGAAAGGAGGAGCGUUUGCGCAGUGAAGCAGCAAAGAUGUCCGAAAAAAUUCGCCGAAUGGCAGAAAGCGGUUACGCUUUGGGCCCAAGCGGCUGGGUAAGACUCGACUGGCUAUCAAAUGGACAAGCAGACGUCGGCAUGCCUAAUUUUGAGGUAGUUAAGGGGCCAACAGAAGAAGAGGAGAGUGAGUCGGAGGAAGGCUCAGCAGAUGAUGCUGAUCCAGGUGACCCAUUCGAGGUGGUGGACCAGAGGCCCGUACCAGAGGAAGAACAACUACAGCCGGAGCCUGUUUCUCUCGAUGAUGUGCUGGCGGACAUCGACAGAAAGCAGCGGGAAGGAUGGGCAUCUGGAGCUGAACCCGGGGACUUGAACACCGUGUUGGGAGUGCUUGCCGCUGAUGAGGAGCGGGAAAAGGCAGAAACGGCGGCGAUUCAAGUGAGGCAGAACUAUGAAGAAUUGGGUGAGGUGGAGAACUUGGAGGAAGAACUGCCUCCGGAUGCCACGCAGUCAGCUGCCAAAGUCCUGCACGUGGCCAAAAGUCGGCGGCCUGACGGCAAUUUCAGCGACGCGAUCAACUCUGAAAGUGCACUCAAGCCUUUCAAUGACUUCGUGGAAGAGAAGCAGGAAGGAGUAAAUUCCUACGAGGAGCGGCAGGCGAGAUCCGCCGCCAUCCAGGCAAAGCUGCAGGCUGCUCGCAAUCGACUGUCUCUUGUGCGCUAUGAACGCUAG
This is a messenger RNA of Symbiodinium natans, 1485 nucleotides long. Lineage: Eukaryota; Dinophyceae; Suessiales; Symbiodiniaceae. The record is from the annotation of a GenBank genome assembly.